GUAUACAUUGUGGAAUGAACCUAUCAAGCAAAUUAACAUAUCCAUGUUUCCUUAUUUUACAAUAUUGGUGUAGAAUAUUCUUAAGAGAUUGAGGAGGAGAAAAGAAGUACAUAUAUUGCCCACUCACUAAUUUUAACAUUUAAUCUAACUUAGGUCUCACAACAGCUCUGGAAGUAAUCAAGUAACCCUCAUUUAACCAUGUGAAAACAGAGAUUCAGGAGCGCCAAGUAACUGGCCCACUUUCACUGACACAGCAGAGCUAGGACUAGACCAGCUGUGUCCAAAGGUCAUGUCUUCCCAUCAACCACAAUAUUUUACUUCAGCAGAGGUCAUGCAGAUAUCUGUAAAACCACUGCUUUUCAAGAGAAAACAGUUCUAAACAGCCUUUUAUAGAACAUAGUGCUAUACAUAUCACAUUCAUAUUAACAUGAAAAACCAUCUAUAUGGGUUCCUAUAGUUCAUCAAAAAACUACCACAACAAUGUUAAAGCAAUUAUACCUUCCAUAUGAAGUGUUACAUUUUAAACAAAUUACUUGAUGAUUCCAUUAAAAGGAAUAAAAAUAAUGUAAUUGACAUAGAUGAGAUUAGCACCUUUCCCCAUUCAUUUUAUGAUAUACCUUUUAAAGUCAUCAUCAUCAUCAAAUAAUAUUUAUUACACAUUGUAAUUCCUAGAAGAGCAGGAUUUAGACUGAAAAACAUAACUGAGUUACAAGCAAGACUUAUUGCUUAUUUAAUGUAUCAUAGACUGCUAUAGAAGUGUUAUGUUUUAUGUAAUGAUUAGGAAAAUCUUUGCAUUAAUUUGUGGAAAAAAUACAGAAAAAUCAAAAGCCUACAAACAUUUUUGUACAACUUUGAAUUUAACUAUUUCCCCUAAGAAACCAAAGAUACAUUUGUUUCUUCUCUGCCUUAACAUUCAAUCGAAUUGAAAAAGCUAGGAGAAAAGGAAAUAAAUAUGGAUUUUUUUAAUGGUAAAGUGCUUGAUAUUGCUGUUCAUUAUAACUUAACUAUUAAACAACUUGCAUAGAAAUCUCAAAGUAUCUCAAAUAUUUAUCUCGUUUAUAGCAUAUGGGAGAGGAAGAUUCCUUUCUCUCAUUUUCCUCCUAUGAUGAUAAAGACCAGCAAGGGGAUGUACAGGGAGUUUCACAAUGACUUGUGUAACCAAGACCAAUCUCCAGACUUUCGAGUCUGAUGUCUUCCAGUCUGGCAGUCUCACAACUCUUCAUGUUCCUAAGCUUUGUACUUUUAGUUUUCCACCAAUGAUUAUUUUAGCCAUAUCUCCAGAUGACUAACAUGCAUAGUAGCCUUUAAACCUAGUAUUAACCACAGCCGUAUUAGCAAGCUCACAGGGCCUUAUAUGUAGGCUCUCAUGGAUAAUAUUUAAUAAUGAUGAUGUACAGGGGGAAAAGGUAAAAAAAUUGAAACUAAUAUAUAUGCUUCACUUAACAUGCUAUUUCUCCUGAGCUUUGAAUAUGAAAUAGGCAUUGUCUCACACUAUAAAUUUGAGGUCCGGCAGUUCUUAAUUUACUCUUUUCAUGCUAAGUUUGGAGUAUCUAAAAUUAUUAUCAUCAUAAAAAAUUAUUCAGACCAUAUAGAAGGACAGAGUUUGGACUGAUAAACAGAGCUACAAGCAAUACUUCUUGCUUACUGAAUAGAUUAUUUUCCAUUUUAACUACUGUAGAGGUGUUAAGUCUGUUCUUAGCCACUGGUUGGAAAUAUCUAAAGCUCAGCAGAAUAUCUCUAAUGAAACACAAAUGAAAGUGUUGAAGGUUUUCUUACUCUUAGUAUGAGAUUCAAUUCUGAUAGAUUUAAUUAACCACUCCAUAUCCAGAAACAUUAUCUGUUUAUCUUUCUGCAUUUCAAAAUGCAAAAAAAGAAAAAAAAAAAGUUGAUUUACCUUAUAAAGAGAUCUCAUGGCGUUUAUCUAUAUCUCUCAGUCCAUCAAUCAACAUGUCUAUCCAGAAUGGCCAUGUUUAUUCUGUCAAAUAUUAAAUAGUGAGUUUUAAUAUUACAGCAAAGGACAUAUCUAUUUGGAAAGUUAUACAGAUAAGUCACACGAAGAUAGAGAGUUUAUAGUUCAUUUUGUUUUACUAGAAGCAAUUACAGAAUACUUUAACUGGAACUUUGGCUUCUAUACAGUUUAGAUGCAGUAAAAAUAUUUUUAACAAACAUUUGAAAAAAACAAUUUUAUGAAACUCUGAGAGAUCCAAUUAUACAAUGUUAUGGAGAGAUACUAACAUGCUGAGGUUUUCCAGAACAACAAGAAAAUCAAUUAAUGUAGCACCACAUCAAUUUAAAAAGCAAUUUAUCAACUUUUCCUACCAACUCAGGGUCAAAUUUCAUGGUGUCAAAAACUUAAAGUAAUUGCUGGAAUGAACUUUGAUUAACAGUAGCACAAAUUUGAAGGAAAUGUGUUAAGGUUCCUUGAGGUCAUUCUUAUAAGACUAAGAAAAGGAAAAUAUAUUGGCUUCACAAAUGGCCAAGACCUUUUUAAAACCAGCUAGCUUACAAAUCCAACUGACUUGUUGUUACCAUACUACACAGUUAAGAAUCAUGAGAACAACUUGUUCCGAAUCUUCUGGCUGACUCCCCAAGCAGAGUGAGCAUUGAGUAUCUUCUGUGAUUAACAUAUAAACUGUUUUAUUGAGUUUUGGCUUCCUUUCUCUCUGUUCCAUGAGAGAAAAGAAAAGAAAAAAUUCCUUUUUUCUUUUUAAUAGAUUUAUGGUCAAUAUAAAUUUUUCCUCUCAAGGUAUGUAUUUUGAGAAAAAAGAAAAUGGACAUUGAUUUUAUAGUAUUUUUCUGUACUUAAAUCUAUACCCAAGUAGUAUAUGUUUUUAUAUUUUCAAAAAAGAAUUCCUUAUGUUAUUAUCUAUAUUUCACUAUUUAGGUUAUUUAUUGUACUAAUAGAUUAACAUAUGCCAAGAGUUCAUUUUCAUUUUCUUUAAAUGGAUUCACAAAGGAAAGCCUGAAAGAGCUUGAGUUUUAUAAAGAGAAGAUGAAGAUUUUACACAUGAUGACUUUAAUUGAUGUUAACAAUAUUAUCUCCUUGAAAUUUCUUAGGAGGGAAGCAGAUUUGUGGAUCAAAGGAGUUUUAAACAUAAAACAAAUGCACAUGUACUGGAUUGUUAGAGCCCCAUUCUUUCUGAAAAGCACAUUUUAAAAAAUUUUUUGCUCUUUUUUGAAUAGUAUUGUUAUUGGAUCAAAAUCGAAGUAGUGUUCCUUGAUUGGCAACGUUCAUAUUUUUUUAUAUUCAUUCAGGAAACAGCAGAAAAGAACACUUAUUUUUAACUCAUUAAAAUUUAAAGUAAAGCUCAGACAUGACAUCUUUGGCUUUCUCAAAUGGAUGCUGAAGGCUGGAAAAUUGAGCCUGGCUUGCACCUAGUAUUAAUUUUCUACAGCAUUAUAUAAAUCAUCUGCCUGUGCUGUCUCACAGAAAAUAUGAAUAGUGGAAAAAUUAUUUCCUCUUUUUGAGAUAUUGUGGCUUUUGGCUCUCCAGGUCUAGAGACAAAGGGUGCAAAAUAGAAUUACAUGUGGCAAAUAGCAUUUCCAACCACGUUAAGUGGAACAGGACCCUUGGAUCCACCAUGUUGGAACAGAGCCUCCCAUGCAAAGUCAUUGACAAGUAUGACUGUAAAUAUCCUUGUAAUACUUUUGUGUCUCUCUCAUUUCUUUAAAGUAGAUUAUGAAACAUCAACAUCAGUCAAUGCAACAUUUUUCUGAGCUAAUACGCCAUAUGCAUAAUGUAGUGCCAAUAUUAUAAACUGUUGAGAAAAAUUUUAACCACGUGAGUAUAGCUUUAAACAUUUUCAUAUUUCACUCAUUUUCACAUAUACCUCAAGUCAAUGUUUGCCGAUAUUCAAUUUUGGCAUUUUUGCUCAAAAGGGCCAAAAUUUUGCACUGAAUAAGCAUAUGAAUGAACAUUUCUGCAAUGGUUAAUAAAUUUUUCCAUUCUUUUUCAUAAAUCAUCAUGGGAAUAAAACUAGCUGCUACUCCCACCAAAAUUACACUGGGAAGCAAGAAUAACAUUUCCCUUGCCCUUUCCUUCACCCAAUAAACUAAAUUUGUUUUUUAAAAUAGUUAUCAAUUUAAUACUAUCUUUAAUCAUGAGAGAACAAAAGUUCCUUCCCCUUUAAAAAAAAAUUCUAUACCCUCUCAAAUAGUUUUUUAUUUAAAACUCUACCACACAAUCUUUUUAUUCAAAACUCUACCCUUUUCAAAUUUCCAAAAGAGAUGGAAAAAAAUUGCUUUGUUUCUUCAGGAGCAGAAUUAGUUUAAGAAUAUCACAGAAAUUUAUCUUAAAUUAUUUACAAGGAUCCUGGAAAGCCACAUCACUGAAAAUCAAGAAUAGCUAAGAAAAACUAAGAAUUGUGCCCACUAGAAAUUUGAUUCCUUACUACUUUUUUAAAAAAUCUGUCUUGAUAGCAGUUUGUAAUAAUAACUGGUAGCAUAUACAGUAUCAUUUCUUCAUGACAUGCCACUAGCAGCCAAUCUUGGUAAACAAACUGAUUAAAAGAUUAUCUGUCAUCCAGGGUUUCAUCAUCUUCUACAGUGAUUCACUUGUUUGGAAUCAAGGCACAGUCUGAAGUCACUGAAUGGAGUUGAUGAGGCUAAUGCUUCACAAAUAGAAAAUGAAAAUCAUCUGAAAGCCAGGGAGAAAAUCCUCACUGAUUAUUGCCAACUUGUUGGUAGGAUUCUAAUCGUAUGGUCUCCAUGCAUGAAUCACAGAAACCAUCGGUUGCGGCAAAGCAUAUCACUUCCUCCAGUGGCAUGAGCCCUCUGCUGUACCCUCUAUUCACCUGGUGACGGUGAUGACAAAGACACUUACUCCUGCUGCAGUCAUGACCACACAGGCUUUUCUCCUUGUCUUUGGUUGCUUGAUUUUGUCAGUGUUUUCUACCAUCCCUGAGCACACAAAAUUGGCCUCAAGUUGCCUCUUGAUUCUGGAGUUCGUGAUGAUUGUCGUCUUUGGUUUGGAGUUCAUCAUUCGAAUCUGGUCUGCGGGUUGCUGUUGUCGGUAUAGAGGAUGGCAAGGAAGACUGAGGUUUGCUCGAAAGCCCUUCUGUGUUAUAGAUACCAUUGUUCUUAUUGCUUCAAUAGCAGUUGUGUCUGCAAAAACUCAGGGUAAUAUUUUUGCCACGUCUGCACUCAGAAGUCUCCGUUUCCUACAGAUCCUCCGCAUGGUGCGCAUGGACCGAAGGGGAGGCACUUGGAAAUUACUGGGUUCGGUGGUUUAUGCUCACAGCAAGGAAUUAAUCACAGCUUGGUACAUAGGAUUUUUGGUUCUUAUUUUUUCAUCUUUCCUUGUCUAUCUGGUGGAAAAGGAUGCCAAUAAAGAGUUUUCUACAUAUGCAGAUGCUCUCUGGUGGGGCACAAUUACAUUGACAACUAUUGGCUAUGGAGACAAAACUCCCCUAACUUGGCUGGGAAGAUUGCUUUCUGCAGGCUUUGCACUCCUUGGCAUUUCUUUCUUUGCACUUCCUGCCGGCAUUCUUGGCUCAGGUUUUGCAUUAAAAGUACAAGAACAGCACCGCCAGAAACACUUUGAGAAAAGAAGGAACCCAGCUGCCAACCUCAUUCAGUGUGUUUGGCGUAGUUAUGCAGCUGAUGAGAAAUCUGUUUCCAUUGCAACCUGGAAGCCACACUUGAAGGCCUUGCACACCUGCAGCCCUACCAAUAAGUUCUGUAGUAAUAAGCAGAAGCUCUUCAGAACGUACACCUCACGGAAGCAGAGUCAGAAGCUAAGUUUUAAGGAGCGAGUGCGCAUGGCUAGCCCCAGGGGACAGAGUAUUAAGAGCCGACAAGCCUCAGUAGGUGACAGGAGGUCCCCAAGCACCGACAUCACAGCUGAGGGCAGCCCCACCAAAGUGCAGAAGAGCUGGAGCUUCAACGACCGAACCCGCUUCCGGCCCUCACUGCGCCUCAAAAGUUCUCAGCCAAAACCAGUGAUAGAUGCUGACACAGCCCUUGGCACUGAUGAUGUAUAUGAUGAAAAAGGAUGCCAGUGUGAUGUAUCAGUGGAAGACCUCACCCCACCACUUAAAACUGUCAUUCGAGCUAUCAGAAUUAUGAAAUUUCAUGUUGCAAAACGGAAGUUUAAGGAAACAUUACGUCCAUAUGAUGUAAAAGAUGUCAUUGAACAAUAUUCUGCUGGUCAUCUGGACAUGUUGUGUAGAAUUAAAAGCCUUCAAACACGUGUUGAUCAAAUUCUUGGAAAAGGGCAAAUCACAUCAGAUAAGAAGAGCCGAGAGAAAAUAACAGCAGAACAUGAGACCACAGAUGAUCUCAGUAUGCUCGGUCGGGUGGUCAAGGUUGAAAAACAGGUACAGUCCAUAGAGUCCAAGCUGGACUGCCUACUAGACAUCUAUCAACAGGUCCUUCGGAAAGGCUCUGCCUCAGCCCUCGCUUUGGCUUCAUUCCAGAUCCCACCUUUUGAAUGUGAACAGACAUCUGACUAUCAAAGCCCCGUGGAUAGCAAAGAUCUGUCAGGUUCUGGACAAAACAGUGGCUGCUUAUCCAGAUCAACCAGUGCCAACAUCUCAAGAGGGCUGCAGUUCAUUCUGACGCCAAAUGAGUUCAGUGCCCAGACUUUCUACGCGCUUAGUCCUACUAUGCACAGUCAAGCAACACAGGUGCCAAUGAGUCAAAGUGAUGGCUCAGCAGUGGCAGCCACCAACACCAUUGCAAACCAAAUAAACACGGCACCCAAGCCAGCAGCCCCAACAACUUUACAGAUCCCACCUCCUCUCCCAGCCAUCAAGCAUCUUCCCAGGCCAGAAACUCUGCACCCAAACCCUGCAGGCUUACAGGAAAGCAUUUCUGACGUCACCACCUGCCUUGUUGCCUCCAAGGAAAAUGUUCAGGUUGCACAGUCAAAUCUGACCAAGGACCGUUCUAUGAGGAAAAGCUUUGACAUGGGAGGAGAAACUCUGUUGUCUGUCUGCCCUAUGGUGCCGAAGGACUUGGGCAAAUCUUUGUCUGUGCAAAACCUGAUCAGGUCGACUGAGGAACUGAAUAUACAACUUUCAGGGAGCGAGUCAAGUGGCUCCAGAGGCAGCCAAGAUUUUUACCCCAAAUGGAGGGAAUCCAAAUUGUUUAUAACUGAUGAAGAGGCGGGUCCCGAAGAGACAGAGACAGACACUUUUGAUGCCGCACCGCAGCCUGCCAGGGAAGCUGCCUUUGCAUCAGACUCCCUAAGGACUGGAAGGUCACGAUCAUCUCAGAGCAUUUGUAAGGCAGGAGAAAGUACAGAUGCCCUCAGCUUGCCUCAUGUCAAACUGAAAUAAGUUCAUUUUCUUUCCAGGCAUAGCAGUUCCUUUAGCCAUACAUAUCAUUGCAUGAACUAUUUCGAAAGCCCUUCUAAAAAGUUGAAAUUGCAAGAAUCAGGAAGAACAUGAAAGGCAGUUUAUAAGCCCGUUAUCUUUUAAUUGCAUGAAAAUGCAUGUUUAGGGAUGGCUAAAAUUCCAAGGCGCAUCGACAUUAACCCACUCAUUUAGUGAUGUACCUUGAGUUAAAAAGCCUGAGAAACCAAACACAGCUAACGCUAUGGGGUGUAUGAAUAUGUCAAGUUUAGGCCAUUUAGAAGAUUUGACACUGUAUUUUGAAAUUAUGGGAGUAAACACCUACAAAUUUCAGGCAUUUCUGCUUUGUGAGUAAAUACAAACUGCAUUUUCAAGAUUAGGCCAUAAUGUAUAUUUAAACACAAUGGUUAUCAACCGCUGCUAAUAAGGUAUCAACUAAAGCAGAAUUGGGGAAUAAUAGAAAUGGAUGCUUAUGUCAAGAUAUAUUUGCCAACUCAUUCCUACUCAGUCAUUUUAUUAUUAAUGUAAUUUGGAUGUCAAUUUGUGUGCUUUUGGUGAUUUAGCACUGUGGCAAGCAAUUUUGCACAUCAUUUUCAUGUUGUUCUUUAUGACAAGAAUGUUCUUCAAUUAGAAAAUGUGCAAAUAAUGAAAUUCAGGGCCAGUGGGGCAAAUAGACUAUGUGACAUAUUUGACUUUAGGAAAACAUAUUCCCUGAUGGCAGAAUCAACUUUAUGAGUGGUCAACUUCUACACAAGCAUAUGAAAUACUGAUCAGUAGAACAAAUAUUGUGAUUGGGCUGGUUUCUCUGCAGUGGCGCCAACCCCAGGCUUGGCGAUACUGCCCACAUAAAGGGCAAGUGUGAGAAGCUAUUCUCAUUUUGCUGACAUAUAGGUAGGACCCUGGGGGAUGGGACAUUUGAGUGGGACUGAGAUAGGAAAGGCUUGAAAAUAAUCCAGAAACAACACCAGGAAGUUGGCAAAGUAAAAGAAAAUGACAUCCCCAUCAAAGGGCAAUGAGCAGGAGAGAAACAAACCAAAAUAGAAGAACUAGAUUUUUUUUUUAAUGAGUAUUCUUAGGGAAUUCAACUACCUAAUCUUCCCUUAUUCUUAUAUAUAAGCAGAGAACUUUUGCAAGGUAUUUAUUUUUGAAUAUGCCCUGAAUGUCUUUUGCUAUUAUGUGUACAUUUUGCAUAUGAAAGUCUAAAACGAAACUUCCUUUUUCUACUGUUGUGAAAAUUUUCUAUUCUUCCCAAGAAUGUCGUCCCAAAUCUGAAAUUACUGGUUCAGUUUCCUGAUGUGAACAUUUACCAUUAGAAGCUAGAUAGUACUGGCAGGGUCUGCAAAUCAGAACACUUAAGUAUAUCAUGGCAGCAAAAAGACCAAGGGAAACAAAGUGACAAAAGUAUUUAUCAGAAAGCAAGCAAUGCUACUGACUGCUUGUUAGAAACCCAUCUAGUUAUCUCAGGCCGUCAGAACUUCAGCCAAAGUAAUGACAUUCAAAAGAAAAGGACAUACGAGAUAGCAUUUCAAUUCAAUUAAACCCUAGCCACAGGAGGACUCAAGAAAGGAAGUUUUUUCCUUGGCGGACAUUAAUAGUGCUCCAGAAAUACUUCUCCAGCAGCCAGGCAGAGUGAGCAGGGUUAUCCAGUGGAUGUUCAAAGUAAGGAGGAGGCCCUGAACUCCACCAGACCUCCCAGCCCUCCCCAACAGGCUUUCUCCAUCACUGACUCUCCCCUACUUUUCUUCUUCAUUAACUCCUUAUUCAUUCCCUGCCAGUAUUUUCCUUCUGAAUUUCACGUCUUAACCAGCCUCCAUCCCCAAGGAAACCAGUUCUCAGCUUUACCUAAAAUGUGCUUCUCAACCUUUUAGAACUUUGUCCCUUUUGAUAAACAUGGACAUUUUUAAACCUCCAUCUUCCCAUCCCACUUGGAUUCUAACACAGUCGGAAUCAUUUAGAAUCUUUUUGGCUGCUGGAGACACGUAGAAGAUAGAGGCUAAAUUUUACACCCCAGUUAAGACUUUGUCAAUCCUUUAAAGCAAGUGUUUUCAUUUUAAAAAUAUAGAAUGUUAGUAAAUUAUGAAAUUCAAGUUUUCAUCUUCACUGAACUGAAGUUGUAAUUCCCCCUCCCAAGAAUACUACUGCAUACAAACACACACAAUUUCCACUGACCUAAAGCCAGACACCUGCCAUGACUGGGCAGGCUCUCCCCCAGUAUUAACAGAGGAAAAGGAGGGAGGCAGCAACUUUCAGGUAGCACUGAUUCUUGGACAUAAUCUGUCCUGGGUCGAACCCCACUGGCAGCAGGAAUUCUGAAUGUAUUGGGGACCCCUCCUUGUUAAGCCUCAAACACAGUACAGCUCAUCCAGCAUUGCUAAAGACCGAAGAUUCAGAACAAAACCUACACACAGCACUGAGGUCUUAAUCAUAGCAAAACGUGAUAAACCGUGUUGUGAAAAGCUUUUAUACAUUGAAGCCAUGACCAUUUUGUGUCUAUCUUACUCUAGCACAAAAAUUUGGGGUUGUUAAAGGAUAGUUGUAUUAUGUGGAAACUAUAAGGUUCUGUCUGUCAUGUUACUCUCUAUGGAAAUGAGAGGGGUCUCCCAUUUACACUAAGCAAAGUUCCUUUGGUCAAUCUUAAAUGAUGUCUUGAAGCACAAUUUAGCUGAGCGCUGAGUGGCCAUAUGCUUUCUCAGUACAAGUGUGUCUGCCCUCUUCAACAUGUAGGGUUGAUCAAGCUAAUAUUUAAUUGCAAAUAUCCCUUGUAUGAAGUUAACUAAAAAAAUUUUGCUAUGUCUGAUCUAAACGUUUGCAUUCUGUUCAACUAAAUUAAUAUUUGUAGAUUGCAAGUUUUCUUUAAAAUAGCUUUAUUGAGUUUUUAAGUCCUGAUCUGUUCUAAGGUGCCUUUCUCACCUCCCACUGAUUUAUCGAUUCUCAAACUUCUUAAUUUGCAAGAAAAAUAAGUCUAAUAGAGAGGAGGAAAUCAGGCACUAAGUGACCAAUUCUCAUGCCCAUUUGCAAAGCAAAACUACAAGGAAUGAUGAAACCUGGGCAACUAAAUUAAUGGAUCAUUUCACUAAAUCAGAUUGAGGAAAUAGAAAUAUUAACUUGUCUCCCUUGAAGCUGAUAUUUUUCGCCUUAAAUGACAUGGUUGUGUUUUUGUAAGAGAAACUUAAUCUAAUAUAAUUAUGUGCAUUUAAGUGAGCAGUUCUAAAAGUCAUGUAUGACAAUGCAAUUGUCUGUUUCCUGAAAACAAAUCAGGAACGCCAUAUCCAUUUCAAGCUACCAUUAAAGUGUAAUUUAUUUUGCUCUCCUUUACUGGGAUUAUUUGUUUUAAAGUAAACAUUAAAAAGAUGUCUAUAAACAGCUA
Molecule: messenger RNA, 10662 nt
Organism: Sapajus apella (tufted capuchin)
Lineage: Eukaryota; Metazoa; Chordata; Mammalia; Primates; Cebidae
Gene: KCNQ5
Product: potassium voltage-gated channel subfamily Q member 5
Exons: 14
Coding region: 4806-7280 (824 amino acids)
Biological process (GO): transmembrane transport; potassium ion transport
Cellular component (GO): membrane
Molecular function (GO): voltage-gated potassium channel activity
Source: RefSeq, a predicted model, not a curated record